CAGUUAGUCGCUGGCUUCAAUCCCGACCGUUUUGUGUCUUCUCUUUUUGUCGGUGGUGUGACUUCGGUAUUGUACCUUUGGUAAAUAUUCGUUACUUUUGCUCUGCUGCUGCUGUGCCGGGAAACUACAUACACUGUCAGUUACUGCUUUAUGAAGACAAGACACAUUUUAAAGCUUACUGUACUAUACUAUUUUCUUUAUAAUUUUGUUUAAAUAAAACAAAGCACAGGCUUGCUUGCACCUUUAGUUCUCUACAACUACAAACACCAGCAAACAACAAAUAUAUCUAAAAAAUAAAAAGAGCCUCGCUGGUUUCAUGACCCCAAAGUUGCGACUCUGACAUUAUAUUGUUGGUGCCUGGUUUGUAUGUGCUGCAGUAAGCAUUUUAUCUUAAAUCGGUUCAGAUGUGGGUCCAAGCAAAGUGAAUCAGCCAAAAGUUUUUUUUGUUUUUAUUUUUGUUAUUGUGAUUAGAUAAUUAAUUUUUUUUUUUGUAAAUGAAUUAAAAAAAUUAGUCACAUAAUUUCGAAGUUUCCCAUAUGAAUACGUUAAUACAAUUUUUGUUUCGUUGUUAAAAAAAAACUGUUUCGAAUAUCCUAAAUAUUAAGGAUUUGAACGGUUAAGUGAAAAGUGGAUCGUUUUUAUAAUUUUGUCUUUUAUUUAAAAAGCCACCGCACCGCACCGUUAAAUUUUAUUCGGAGACCGGAAUGAUAAGGCAUCGUUCUGAAAUGCUGCUGUUACUUUUAUGGUGCAGCAUUGCUUACGUUUCCUCCCUUACAACACCAGAAGAUCUUUUAAAAAAUGCACACAACGCCCUUCGUGCGGAAAAAUUAGGUGCCACAAUAAAAUGCCUGAGCAAGGACGAAUUUGAUGUAUGCCCUCCAAGUAAAUUCCGCCAAGCAGAUGGCGAAUGCAAUAAUAUUGUGCACCGCAAUUGGGGUGCUCGUGGUGAUAUAUUUUUAAGAUUAUUAGAACCAGAUUAUGCCGAUGGUAUAAGCCAACCUCGUUCUUCUCAAAGAAGCAAAACGCUUCCAAAUGCCGAACCUAUAAUAGAAACUUUACAAAAUCACAUUGAACCUGAGCUAAGACAUCCACACAUCACUGCCAUGUUACCGGCUUGGGGUCAACUGCUUUCCGAUGACCUAGUCGAGUUUACCGAACUGCCAUCAACUUACAAUUGUUGUGACAAAACAACCGAAGAAUUAAAUUCGGAACAAUUUAAAAAUUGCUUUGUCAAUACGGGUGCUGAUUGUAAGGAGUAUCAGAGAUCAACACCUGGAUAUGAUAUCCAAACAUGUACCAAAAAUAAACGCCAACAGAUGAAUACAGCUUCUUCCUAUAUUGACGGUUCUACAUUGUACGGAAGAACUACACAAGAAAUGCAAGCCUUGAGAACAUUUAGCCAAGGAGGAGUUAAUAUUGAACUGUGCAAAAGAUGCCAAGCUUCCGGUGCUACUGGUGCUCUUCAUCGUGCUCUGUUGCAGGAACACAACUAUAUUGCCAAAGAAUUGUCUCGUUUAAAUCCAACGUGGUCAGAAGAUACAACUUUCUUGGAAGCUCGAAGAGUUAUUAUUGGACAAAUUCAACACAUAACUUACAAUGAAUUCUUGCCAUUGGUAUUGGGUCAAGAGAACACAGCCAAGGUUGACCUUAAAUUGACUCCAGAGAAGUAUUUCACUAACUACUCCAGUAGCAAUCGUGGUGGAAUUUAUAAUGAAUUUGCGACAAGUGCAAUUCCAGCCUUCCUCACCAUGUAUCCUCCAGAAAUGAUAAGUACGUCGAUGUCAGCCACUUCUUUGUUAAACAUUGCAGCCCUACAAAAGUCACUAAUACCGCCUAGGGUCACAUCUGAUGGUUGGAGUGAACUCGCAUUGGCAAUACAUCGAGGACGCGACCAUGGAAUUCCCUCAUACAGAAACGCAUUGGAUUUAUGUGAAAAACGUUUUGCCGUAAAUGAUGUUUCAAAUAUAACAUUUGAAACCUUAUCAUCGGUUUCGAACAUUCCUGAGGAACAUAUAACCAUGCUAAGGGAUAUCUAUGAAAACGCUGAAGACAUUGAUUUGCUAGUUGGAGGUCUUUUGGAAAAUCCUGCUGUGGGUUCACUAUUUGGGCCAACUAUUACUUGCUUGUUGACACGGCAAUUCGCUCAAUUGAAAACAACCGAUCGAUUUUGGUAUGAAAACGAGAUUCCUCCAUCAUCGUUUACUCUUGACCAGCUGAAGGCUAUUCGUCAGACAACUUUGUCUGGACUUUUGUGUUCGACUAAGCAAGUUGAUAAAGCACAACCAAAGGCUUUUAUCCGCGAAGAUAGCUUUUUAAAUACUCUUCUUGCUUGUGAUCAACUUCCAAAACUUGACCUGCGUGCCUGGAAAGCUGAUCCAAAUGAGGAAGAUGUGAAGGAACGCAUUGAGGAUACACCUGAAGUUAAGGAAGUCAUCCGGGAAAUCAGCCCAGAGUUAUUAGAAGCUGCUGUUGAAAGAGCAAAGGACGAACUUUAUGCGAGAAAACGUUUUGAAUAUGACUCCUGGUUAUCACAGGGUGGAAUCGAUGCUAAGUCACCAGACGGAGUGGCAGCAUCAUUCAGCAAGGCAAAUAGAGCAGCUCUACUUCAAGCCAACAGUUCUCUCAUGCUUGAGCUUACAUCUAAUGAAAUUUUGAAUACUUUAAACCAAAUAACGCGUCGUAAACGUCAAGUUUUCGACGGUAGCAUUAAUGCGUUUAAUCGCAACGAAUUAACCGAAACUCUCCAAACCAUCGAUAUCAGUUCAUUCCUUUCGGGAAAUGUGAAUUCACGUCAGCAUGUUGAACAGCAAUGCGAUGAUCCUCCACUUCCCUGCGAUGGCAACACACCUUUCCGUACUUUUACUGGAUAUUGUAACAACUUGCGCAAUCCCAACUGGGGCAAAUCGUUAUCGACAUUUUCACGUCUGCUGCCUGCUCAGUAUGAAGAUGGUGUAUCAAAGCCAAGAAUAUCUUCCGUAACCGGAGCACCACUGCCAAAUCCGCGAACCAUUUCGACUCUUAUUCAUCCUGAUAUUUCGAACUUGCACACUCGCUACUCACUGAUGGUCAUGCAGUUCGCUCAGUUUGUCGAUCACGAUUUGACUCUUACUCCAAUUCACAAAGGUUUCCAUGAGUCAAUUCCAAGUUGCCGUCGUUGCGAUUCCCCACAAACUGUUCAUCCAGAGUGUAAUCCAUUCCCAGUACCAGCCGGCGACUACUUUUAUCCAGAAGUCAAUGUAACCAGUGGAGAACGUCUCUGUUUCCCUUCGAUGAGAUCACUGCCAGGACAACUUACAUUAGGUCCACGUGACCAAAUGAACCAAAACACACAUUUCUUGGACUCUUCUAUGAUCUAUGGAGAAAAUAACUGCAUUGCAAACAAACUUCGUGGAUUUUCGGGACGUUUGAAUUCAACGGUUCAUCCAAUCCGUGGAAAAGAACUCCUUCCACAGACCAACUCACAUCCGGAAUGUAAAUCUCGCAGUCGCUUGUGCUUCAUUGGAGGAGAUGAUCGUGCUUCCGAACAGCCUGGUCUCACUGCAAUUCAUACAAUAUUUUUAAGGGAACAUAACCGAAUUGUAGAGGGAUUACGUGGAGUAAAUCCUCAUUGGACAGGCGAUCAGUUGUAUCAUCAUACAAGACGUAUUGUCGGUGCUCAAUUCCAACACAUUGUAUUUAAUGAGUUCUUGCCACGUAUUUUAAGUUGGAACGCUGUGAAUCUCUAUGGACUGAAGCUCUUACCACAGGGUUACUAUAAGGACUACAAUCCAUCGUGCAGUCCAAUUGUGUUUAAUGAAUUUGCCGCUGCUGCAUUCCGUAUUGGUCACUCGCUUUUGAGACCACAUAUUCCACGUUUGAGUGUUAAUCAUCAACCCGUCGAUCCACCUCUAUUAUUGCGUGAUGGUUUCUUUAAGAUGGAUGUUAUGUUGCAGCCAGGAAUAGUUGACGAAAUUAGUAGAGGGUUAGUGGCUACCCCAAUGGAAACAUUGGACCAGUUUAUUACCGGCGAAGUGACCAAUCACUUGUUCGAGGAUAGAAAAAUUCCAUUCUCUGGAAUCGAUUUGAUUUCCCUAAAUGUUCAACGAGCACGUGAUCAUGGUAUUCCAUCCUACAAUAACUAUCGAGCAUUAUGUAAUCUCAAGCGGGCCAACACUUGGUCAGACUUAAGUCGUGAAAUUCCACCGGAAGUCAUCAAUCGUUUCAAGAAAAUUUACGCAUCCGUUGAUGACAUCGAUUUAUUCCCUGGUUCAAUGACAGAAAGACCACUGCAAGGUGGAUUGGUGGGACCGACACUAGCCUGUAUAAUUGGUAUUCAAUUUAGACAGCUCAGGAAGUGUGAUCGUUUUUGGUAUGAAAAUGAUAAUCCUGAAGUUAAAUUCUCCGAAGCUCAAUUAGCUGAAAUCCGAAAGGCAACACUCGCCAAAGUUAUUUGUGAAAAUUUGGAAAUUCCCGGAGACAUGCAGCGAGCUGCUCUGGAUUUGCCAAGUAAUUUCUUGAACCCACGUGUCCCAUGUCAGUCUAUGCCACAAAUCGACUUGAGUGCUUGGCGAGAGAACAUUCAAGGCUGUCAAAUAGGUAAUCGUCAGGUGCAGGUUGGAGAAUCAGCAUUCCCAUCACCAUGUACAAGCUGCGUCUGUUCCGCCGAUGGGCCUCAGUGUGCCUCUUUGAGGAUAACAGAUUGUGGACAACUUAUUCGCCAGUGGCCACGCGAGUCUAUUCUACGUGAUGAAGUUUGUAACUCCCAGUGUGGUAUAUAUUUGCGUGGAAAUUCUUUUCCAGGUAAUGUUCCACCAGUAAACCAACCACAACAGCGUGUUCAAAGAUCAAGGUCUCAAAAUCUAUUCAAAUUCCCUGAUCUCACACCGUUUGUUACUUCAUAAAAUAUAAAAUCUACAAAAAGACAAUUUGAAUUUAUUGUUUUGAGAUGACGGAAGUUUGAAUUAAAUUUUUAGUUUUUAGUUAACCUAAUUGUAAAUAUUCUUGGUCGUAUAAAUGUAUUAUGUAUGUUAAAUGUUGGAAGGAACAUACUUUAGGAACUGCGCUUUAUAUAACUUUGAAAAUAAAAUAAACAUAAAAAUAACUUAUUUAUAAUAA
Molecule: messenger RNA, 5094 nt
Organism: Eupeodes corollae
Lineage: Eukaryota; Metazoa; Arthropoda; Insecta; Diptera; Syrphidae
Exons: 14
Coding region: 705-4880 (1391 amino acids)
Biological process (GO): response to oxidative stress
Molecular function (GO): peroxidase activity; heme binding
Source: RefSeq, a predicted model, not a curated record